CACACGGUUAUAUAACCAUAAUAUCCAUUAAUGCAUUGCUUGCUUUAUAUAACUACAGUAUACAUUAAUACAUUGCUUGUGUUGGUAAAAUGUCCUUCUGACAGUUCAAUACAUUUAACUGGACUUACGGAAGAAACGAGCUGGCUUUCAAGAUGGAUUCGAGCCCACAGAAUGUUAACAUACUACAGCAGCAGCGGCGUGCCAAACAGCUGGUACCCGAGACACAGAAAGAUAGCAACUAUUGGCAAAAGAGACAACGCAACAAUAUUGCCGCGAAAAAGUCACGUGAGAACAAGCGUCAGUAUGAAAGCAUGGUUAGAGGCAGAGUUAUCGCGCUUGAAGAGGAAAAUUAUCUUUUGAAAAAAGAGCUCAAAGUGCUUAAAGAAAGGUUGAAUAUACCAAUGGACGCUAGCGUUCUCAGUCCAGCCGAACGUGAUGCAUGUCUCCAAGAUUACAGAAGAACGGGUAAUUUUUUAGAUACUUCCCCCAAACGUCACGAGGGCUCGAGCUCAGGCUCAAACUCGAGCUUCGAUACUUCAGACUAUAGUAACAGUUCAUUUAACUUUGAGAACGAGAAUUCCAGGAACGAAAUCAGCACAGGAAGUGUAUACAGUACGCCAGCGAGUACAUUUGUAUGGGCAAUAACUCCUGCGUAUUCGCAGAGUCUGCAGCGUUAUGGUGAGAGUUCAAAGAUAUACAGAAGUGAAAUGUCUACAGGAAAUAAUCAAGACCAUACUGCAGGGUGUAAAAGAAAACGGCCAAAGGAAAAUAGCAUUAUGCCAGGUGACUUAUCUACCAGACCAAAUCCAUGUACACACAGAAGUGAUUCAUUGAAAACUGUAAACGAAGACAAAAACAUCGGUAGAGAACCGUAUGACACAUUAAAAGACGGUCAUCAGUUUAGUAGUGAAAGUCUUGAAGUUAAUAACGGCCCUUUAGACUUAACAAAUGAUGCAAACGAUAGUGAUGCUAUUAACUCUGACAUAAAAAGCAAACUGCAGUUGUUAUCCGAGCAAGUUGAAAGAAUGCAAAAACUAGUUGGCAGUUCAUAAGUGUUCUAUGUCAGAUUGGGCAUGACCUCUUUCAUUUAAGUGCCGUGCACAUGAUUAUUUAGGGUAAACUUUGUCGUCUUUACUAAAAGCAUUCUUGACUCGUUUAUAUAAUCACCUCACUUGAAUACGGCUACGCACAGCAUUCUUGCAAGAUGGAUGAUUACGAUAUAUAAUAUAUUUUUGAAUAUAUUAGUAACUUUUUCGAUUGCUGUAUUCCCGGUAUGCAUCUUGCUUACAAUUCCCUGCAAACUUAUAUCUCCGUUAUUACUAGUCUAGUCAAAGAUUUUAUUGGCAUAAACAUAGAUAAUGUUCGUCGCCAUAUACUGUGUUACUGAUUACGACUGAACGAAACUUCAUACACUCCCCCAUCUCUUAAAAAGAAAGAACAUUAUCACUAUCUCAGUUUCUUUCAUCUGGUGUGUCACGACUCGUGUAUUUUAAUUUAGUUACCAAAGCUUCUACAGAUAUGCAAUUUUUCUCUCUCUCUUUUCACUUUGAUGUAUUUUUUACAUUCUCUUAGAUCUGUUUCUCAGUAUUAUUUCUUACUCGACCAGCACAAAUUGCAUCAAACAUUCCAUGCUCAAAAAUACCUCCAUGCUCAGGAUUUUGCUUUUAUAAAUGUUUUUAUCAUUUUGGCAAGCUACCUUGUCUGCAGUCACAACUCUGUGUUUUUCCUCUCUGUUUCGCUUUUGAAAUGUUUACAGAAUGAUGCCAAAAUGUCAAAACAUUUGCCUGUACUUCAUAAGCUUAAUCCCCACAUUAUGAAAGCGUAUAAUGUAACAUACUGUACAGAGCAGUGACUAGAUUUCUUAUUUUGUUUGUAUUCGUUGUGAAUAUAAUCAUUCUUAUCACUUUACCUCAGGAAUUCAACUUAUUUGUUCAGCUGUUGUAGUGUUAUUUUGUUUCAAUAAAAAAUAAAUUUUGU
This is a messenger RNA of Mercenaria mercenaria, 1977 nucleotides long. RefSeq names its product nuclear factor interleukin-3-regulated protein-like. The record is from RefSeq and is a predicted model, not a curated record. The transcript is spliced from 2 exons. Bases 153 to 1052 code for a protein of 299 amino acids. Gene Ontology annotation, biological process: circadian rhythm; regulation of DNA-templated transcription. Lineage: Eukaryota; Metazoa; Mollusca; Bivalvia; Venerida; Veneridae. Gene Ontology annotation, molecular function: DNA-binding transcription factor activity; DNA binding. Gene Ontology annotation, cellular component: nucleus.